Molecule: messenger RNA, 7600 nt
Organism: Nilaparvata lugens (brown planthopper)
Lineage: Eukaryota; Metazoa; Arthropoda; Insecta; Hemiptera; Delphacidae
Product: solute carrier family 41 member 1
Exons: 11
Coding region: 154-1671 (505 amino acids)
Biological process (GO): monoatomic cation transport
Cellular component (GO): plasma membrane
Molecular function (GO): monoatomic cation transmembrane transporter activity
Source: RefSeq, a predicted model, not a curated record
UCAACGCCAAAGCACGGCGCGCUCCUGGUUCAGUGAAAGUUCGUUUCGUUCGCGGAAUCCGCACUCAAAUCGAAUGUACAAACAAAAUAUUCGCGUUUCCCCAAUUGUUCUGCGCCGCCGACAAUUGUACUGUGAAAUGCAGCAUCUGCCAUAAUGGAUUCGUCUGUUUGUGUACGUUUGUUCAAAGAAUCCAGCAUGCAUCGACCGGCGCGAAAAUAUAUUCGGAACUAUGGUGGUUGGUUCUUCAUUCGGUUUAAGAGUAUACUGCUCUCUCCUUUCAAGCUUUGCAACUGCUUUGGACGCCUAUCAAAAUGUGCAACGAUGCUGAAGAGUCAGUCAGGUGAGCAGUUUCCAGUGAAACUGAGGCCAGACGAGGAAUCUACGACUGAUCCUGAGGCAAUCCAAAUAGAAACGCAUGGCCAUGUACUGAAGCAAAUCGUUGUGCCCUUCAUUAUAGCUGGACUAGGCAUGGUAGUGGCCGGAAUGUUCCUGGACAGAGCCCAGGCUUGGGAUGUAUUUGUGAACGUAUCGGAAAUCAUGAUUUUGGUUCCGUCACUGCUUGGACUGAAAGGUAAUUUGGAAAUGACUCUGGCUUCCCGACUGUCAACUUCAGCAAAUCUCGGAAAAAUGGAUGAUCCCAAGGAACAAGUAUCGAUGAUUUGUGGGAACCUCAGUCUUGUCCAGCUCCAGUCCAUAGUUGUUGGGCUUUUAUCUUCGAUUGUGGCAGUCUGCUCUUCGGCCUUAUUCAAAUAUGAUCUCAAUAUAAGUCACAGCCUGCUUCUUGCAUCAUGCAGUAUUGUAACUGCUUCAUCAGCCAGUCUUAUACUAGGGGCUAUUACAUCAAUGGUGAUAAUCGCCUCCAGAAGAUACAGUGUGAAUCCAGAUAAUAUAGCAACGCCAAUCGCCGGAAGCCUGGGAGAUAUUACUUCUCUAGUUCUAUUGUCAUUGAUUGCUACCGCCGUUUACAACAGUGGAGAUAAUAUGGCAGCGAUAUCGGUUUUGAUAAUAGUACUAUUCCUGGGUAUCAUGCCGCUCUGGUAUUUCAUCUCGAAAAGAAAUGAACACACCAAAACAGUUCUUUUCACUGGAUGGAAGCCGAUCAUUUUCAGCAUGAUGAUAAGCACGGUUGGAGGUCUGAUCUUGGAUAAGAUGGUCCAAAAGUACAGUGGAAUAGCGGUGUUCCAGCCAGUGAUCAAUGGUGUGGGAGGAAACCUUGUGUCGAUCCAGGCGAGCCGCUUGGCAACCGCUCUGCACCAGAGGGAGGGAACUGACACCCCCGGGUACCUUCCCCCCGGAUACAGCAUUCUCCCUUCGCCUUACCAAGUAUUCCUGUCUGAACAUCGACAUGCUGUGACUGCAAGGGUGCUGCUGUUCCUAGUAUUACCAGGACAGAUGUUUUUCUCAUUAGUAAUUUGUUUUCUGAAGACUAGUCAUAUUUGGUUGAACGUUCCUUUUUUGAUUCUGUACAUAAUUGCUGCAUUGAUCCAGGUUAUUCUACUGCUGUAUCUGGCCACAGUACUGACCAAUUACUGCUGGAGCAAGGAGUGUGACCCAGAUAACACAACGAUUCCUUACCUGACAGCACUGGGGGAUCUGUUCGGCAUCAUUCUGCUAGCAGCCGUCUUCCAGAUUCUCAACAUGAUUGGCAUGCCAUUCAAGCUGGCAGCCUAAAUUAGGUUAAGAAGUUUUUAAUUUAAGAAUCUCUGGUACCUGGACGAGAAUUAUGUCCUUGGUAUACCAAAAGAAAAAUACAUAUUUUUGCCUUGGUAGGCCCACUGAUUGUGUAAUAUAUAUUCAGUAAAUGAGUGAUAUAUCAUGAUAAAGUAUUGGUGCCCUAAACUUUAAAAUAGCCAGUAUUUUUCGCUAUAAAUUCAAUGAUGGUGCUAAGUAUUUUUUAAUAAAAUUCAUUAUAAUGUUAACUUCGAAGAUUUAACAUAUGUUUGACGAUCAUCUCUUCCAAAUUGGUUUGCAAUAAUCCAAUUUCCUUUACAAAAACUAUUUUAAACUCUUAUGAUUGAAACUCUGAAUCGCAGUUUUAACCUUAUAGACAAACCUAUAGACAAAUUUAAAUAAUUAUCAUUUCCAUAAUACAAAUUCUUGUUCUAGUCUUCCUUUGGUUGGGCUCUGAUUGAAAUAAUCUAAAAGUUUGAAACUUUCCCUAUUUGUAUAAUCUUUAUGACUAGACUGUUAACCACAGUUUUUUGUGAAAACUAAUAAUAAUUCACCCAUGUUGGAAAAUUCUAUAUAUGAAUGAUAUCUGUACACAUAAUUAAAUAUCCAUCUUCCAAGAUUAUAGAGAAAGGAAAGUACCUAUGUGAUUGAUUAGCUCAGUCCUGUCAUGAACCAUCAAAUAUCCCCUUUUCAGCGUUUAAAGCUCAUACUAUUAACACAUUAAAUUAUAAUUUUUCGCAAUUCUAAAGCGAGUUAGCAUCACCAGGAUCAGAAUUUAACAUAUGAGACAUUUAAUUAACAUAUUUAGAGCGUCUGGACCGGACACAACACUUCUAAUCUAAAUUUAUAGAGCCUUAAGCUCUCCAUACCACAAAUAUCACUAUAUUAAGAUUCACUUUCAACUGUCAGCAUUCUAUGUAAAAAUAACUUGAAUUUCUCCCAUUUAACCCUUUAGCGCCUGGCGUGAUCAGAGAAUCUGGAAUUGAGAAACUAUAAUGCUGAGAGUUUGUAUAGAAUCCCAUUGUUACACAUCAAUUUUCACUGCGAAAUAGCACCAGCCGAAUGAAAGUUCUGACUCAGUCAAGAGCAUCAUCGCGAUUGAAAGUAGUCCGAUCGUGAUCAUCACUGGCCACGAAAUUCUCCCAACUCUUGAUAAAGUCCUUGGUAGUGGCCGACACGUGUGGAGGUCGGCGUCUCCCGAGAAACGGCUCGGUCAGCGUGAUGUCGGUCGGUCCACGUCCGUUUUGCUCGAUGUGAAAUUCUGCACAAACCGGUCCAGGUUGAUGACCUCCAUGUUUUCACAACUUUGCAGGAACGACUCCUUCACGUCCCCACCUACCACUCUCCACUUCCACCACCUCAUUAGUACUAACUUUGUCAUCUUUGCUACACUACUGCUGCUGCGUGGUUAUUAUAGCAGGUGAAGCGACGUGCGCAACGUCCGCCACUGGAUGGGUGACCGUAGCGUCGCUCAGUCUGCUGACUCCACUGUUGGUGUCGACUGGCUGCUUUUGAUGAGUCAGCAUUUUGUCGACGAAGCAAAUCUUCAUCCACUCAUUCUCAUAGAACAUUGUCAAGUCUUUCAUCUCAAAAGUAGCCCUAUUCAGAAUGCACUGAUCAACAUUGUUGACCGGCUAAAAGAGUUUGGCAAAACUGGUGAUCAGCAACUUGGUUUGGUCGCAGAGCGCAUGCGCACCAAUCGAUGACGUCACAGGAUGGUGGUGAGAUAGCUUCACAGGCUGAUGGUGGGAUGACGACACCGGCUGAUGGUUUGAUGAUGUCACAGGCUGAUGGUUUUGUUUUGUUUUUUUGGAUUGGUUUUUACGGUUUUGCAGAUUUUAGAGUGAGAUGGUGGGAUGACAUCACAGGCUGAUGUUGAGAUGAUGUCACUGACUGAUGGUGUGAUGACGUCACAAGCUGAUGAUGGUUUUUUUGGAUUGGUUUCUACGGUUUUGCAGAUUUGAGAGUGAGAUGGUGGGAUGACAUCACAGGCUGAUGUUGAGAUGACGUCACUGACUGAUGGUGUGAUGACGUCACAAGCUGAUGAUGGUUUUUUUUUCGUUUUUUGGAUUGGUUUCUACGGUUUUGCAGAUUUGAGAGUGAGAUGACGGGAUGGUGGUAUGACAUCACAGGCUGAUGUUGAGAUGAAGUCACUAACUGAUGGUGUGAUGACGUCACAAGCUGAUGAUGGUUUUUUUUCGUUUUUUGGAUUGGUUUCUACGGUUUUGCAGAUUUUAGAGUGAGAUGGUGGGAUGACGUCACAGGCUGAUGUUGAGAUGACGUCACUGACUGAUGGUGUGAUGACGUCACAAGCUGAUGAUGGUUUUUUUGGAUUGGUUUCUACGGUUUUGCAGAUUUUGGAGUGAGAUGGUGGGAUGACGUCACAGGCUGAUGUUGAGAUGACGUCACUAACUGAUGGUGUGAUGACGUCACAAACUAAUGAUGGUUUUUUUUCGUUUUUUUUGGAUUGGUUUCUACGGUUUUGCAGAUUUGAGAGUGAGAUGGUGGAUGAGAUCACAGGCUGAUGUUGAGAUGACGUCACUGACUGAUCCUGUGAUGAUGUCAUAGCGUCCACCCUUAGCAACAGUGCUGCCAGGCUGUUAGCACACUCGGCAAAACGGGACCCAUUACCUCCACUAGUUCUGUCAGUGAGCACAGGUCACUAUUAUAAUCUUUUUCUUCUCAACCUUUUCCCUGCACUCAGGUGGGGUCAGCGUUUCGGGUCAGUCACUUCCAUGAGUCUCGGUCAUAUUCGUUUGGUGUUAUUCCUUUCUCUACAAGGUCUUGGGCGAUAAAAUUUAUUAUAUCAUAACUUUUGAAAAUAUAAAUUGGUGCAGAACAUUCAUGUUUUACUGGGAUGAUUCUGAAAAAUUGAAUCAUUAACACAAAGUCCAAGUAUGCCUGUGUUUUAGUGCCUUAGAAAGGGCUGUGUUUAAAAUUAGAUUUAAAUAUAUUUAGGUAUGUACUUGUAUAUAGUCGUACAGCAACAACCAAGCUGUGAGAUAUCCAACUAAGACACAGACAUACCCAUCCAAAAUAAUUGAAAUUUGAAUGAUAUUUAUUCAUAUCUCCUAAAUUGAUGACUUUGUUCGUUCAAUAUCAUUCUCUAACUUUAUCUUGAUGUCUAUUCUAUCCCCUAUCAGAAUAUAUUAAAUUAUCAAUUUGAAUUUCCCAAUGAAUAUAAGGUUAUUCCACCAAAGUUGGAUUCAUAUAAGAGAAGAGCGUUCAACAAUAUUACUUCCAAGUUAGUAUUGUUUAUGGAGAGAAUGAAACAUGAUGAUUUAUCGAAUAACAUUGAUAGAUCAAUUAUAUUUUUAAGAUAAGCACUUGAUUCUAAGAUAUAUUCGACAUUUACUCAUAGAGCUGAGACUCUUUUAUAGUGUAUUUUCUCAAUUAUUAUGUUGAUCACUGUGUGAUACAGUUGACAUUGGAUGUGAUUAUAGUUAAUUAUACCACAUAAAUGUAAAAAAUUAUAUAAAUGCUUUGGGAGAAUUAAGCCUCACUUGUAAACUUUAGGGUACAGAGUUCAUUUAUUUAGAGGAGCAAUUUUAGAACAUUUAAUCGUUUCAAGAGAAACAAUUUUGCAGGCGAGAAAAUUUUCAAGUAUGAUUGCUGUUAUAGGAAUCUUGGCUCAAUCUGAAUGGGUGACCUCCAUCUAAUCGAUUGCCAAAUAAAUUAAAAUCAAUACAGUAGAUGAAUUUUUUCAAUCUUUAAUUUUGUAAAUUAUUCAUGAAAUAACGUACUCCAUCAUACAAAAAUUUUAGAUUAAUAACAUGUUUCUUCAUAAAAUGUAUAAAUUCAGGGCUACUUUCCUGUAUUUAUAAAAUAGAAUUAUUAGUACCCUUUAAAAUGAAUGAAAUGAUAAAAUAAGAAUACAAAUUUAUAUUAUUAUUUUAUUAAUUUCAAAGUGUACUAUAAUUCUUUAUAAAAAUACAAAUGAAUGAUACAUUUCUGAUACAUCAGCAACUACUUUCACUCAAGAAACUGAUAUUGGAUGAACUUCCCUUCAUUAAAAAAUAUUAUUAAACACUGAAUUUUAAAGAAAAUAGCUAUUUCUAUUAUUUCCAGCUUUCAUUUGUUGAAAGAGAACGAAUACUCUUUUGAAUUGCAAAUUAUUCACAAAAAAUUUCCAUUAAAUACAAUAUUUGAUUGUAAUAUACAAAAAUAUAGAUUUUAAACAACCUCAAUACUAUUCACAACAUUUGAAAUUGUGGAAUGAUAAUGAAAUCAAUGUGUAAAUGAUCAAAAUGCAUAAUACUUAACUAAAAUGAAAUUUUAAGUUAAUACAGAAUCAAAACAUAUGAAGAGAAAUUUAUAAAAUGGAGAUGGAGUUUGUUAACGUCAUGAAUGAUGAGAUAAAUGCCAUUUUAUUUGUAUUAAGAUUGAGUAAAAAAUGGUUAGUCGAAUAAAAUAAUAGUCAAUGAAUGUGAAAUGUGUUAUUACAAUAAAUAAGUUCACAAUAUAUGAGAACACGGAAACUGAUAGAAAUACUGUAUAGAAACUUAAGGAAUAUAUACAGGCUGUUUCUAAUAGCCUUACUUGACACUAUCACAUCUUUCUCCAUAUUUAUAUCUACAAACCUUUGCUUGAGACGCCAUUUUCAGUGUAGUUUUUUGAGAUGUUCAAUGUUUUAAGACAAAAAACUGAAAGUUGAAAUUUCACAAUGAAUGCAACAAAAUGUAGGCUACAUGAUAUAAAAAAUACUAGAGUUCCAUGUUAAAAUGUCACAGAAUUUCAAAAUUCUGAAGUUUAAACUUCAAAAAUUAUGAGUAAAACCGUUGUUGUAAUUUGACUAUAAUAGAUGUGAUUUAAAAUGUAGAUUGUGAAGCAGAUACCAUUACAUCUUAUGGAAAGUGCUUAUUUUGAUCUAAAAAUAAUAUUUAGAUGAGAAAAAUUGUGAAAUGAAUAAUAUUAUAUUUUUUAAUAAAAGCCAAAUCCUAAUUAUUUUAGUAUAAACUAAAUGUGUUGUUGACAAACAAUUUAUUGAACUGUGAUGUUGAGUCGGCCUUCAUUUUCAGUUGUUGAAGUUUCUUGAAAAUGAUUCUUCAAAAAACACCUGGGCCUAAUUUUAUUAGUAAGCUUUAAUAUGUUAUCAUCCUACCAAACAUGUUAAGCUUUAUAGAUAUUAUGUUCUGAAUGUUGAAUUCAGUUUCAUAGAUUAGUGUUGGAAGCUUAAUAUAUAUUGAAUAUAUAUUAAAAAGAGGAACAAUUCAUUAUUACUAUAGGCACAAAUCUCCUACAGCAUUAUACUAUGUAAUCACCAACUGUCUCGUAUAAUAACUAUUAUUGGAGUAGAAUAUUAUUUAUAGGUUACCAUGAAAAAGUACUUAGUUGUAAGUUUCGCAAUGUCAUGACAAUAUUUUUAAUUUGCAGUAUAAACAAAACAAAAUAAUUAUUCUUCUAAACGAAGUGAUGCUUUUUCAAGUAAGUGCCAUACAAAGGAAUUUCCUUCCUGAGUGAAUUCUUCUUCAAUGAUAAUUUUAUUUUUCUUUGUUGAUAUUAUAGUCUAUAAUAAAAUAGAUUGUUCAAAACAGAAUUUUUUCCAUAUUUUGCAAGACUAUGUAAGUUGCAUUCGAUUAAAAACUCACUAUAUCUGUCAAACUCAAUUUCAAUUAUAUAAUUGGAAUAAGUCACAUUAUCAGUACAUCUUGAUUAGGCACUUUACUUCUGGAGGAUAGUUUAACACUUCUACUUUCCGUAGCUGAAUAAUUGUGAACAUCUUUAGAAUAAGUAAAUGAUUUUUACUACCUAUCUAUUAUAAUAUUCUGUAAUAUCAAUUCUCCUCUAUAAGCACAACUUUAUUUGAAACUUCAAUGAAAAUGCAGUUGGUGAUUCAAAUAAGGAAUUGACAAUACCAAAAAUUGGUAGAUUUAAAAUAGAUAACUAUAGAACAUAUCGAAAAUUACUAUGGAAUUGAGAUUUUUCCCAA